CUCGUCUUCCGCCAUUUUGGGAGUCAAGCGGCCACUGAGCGGGCCCCGCUCACCUCCUCUCCUGCUCCGCGCUCCAGACGAUGGUUCACACGUGUGUGGUGACCGGCUGCAGGAACAGGAGGACCCCGGGCACCGGCCUCUCCUUCUACCGCUUCCCGCGGGACCCCGACAGGAAGCAGCGGUGGAUCGAAGCUGUGAACCGGGAGGGCUGGAUCCCUAACGACGGCAGCAGACUGUGUAGUACUCACUUCAUCUCAGGUAAACAGGUGAAGAAUCCACGUUCGCCAGAUUAUGUUCCCUCUGUGUUCACCACAGCUCCCUUAUCCCCAGAGAUGAAGGAGCCGGGUGCCUUGGAGAUCCUGGACAAGCAGGAGGACCGUGUGGAGGCGGCCAACGCUUUGUUGUUCCUGCAGGGUCAGGGCAGCGCUGCGGUGGGUGAGCGGCUCCAGGAGGAGCAUCCCGAGGAGAAGGAGCAGGAGGCCAUCGUGGAGGAAAGUGCGUCCUCCUCCCUCAGCACUGACGAUGAGGAUGAUGAUGAAUCUGUGAGUGACAGUAAGAAAGGAAAGUUCGAUGCGGCGGUGAACUUCGAAGACAUCCUGAAAGCCCUGAAGAAGGAAAACCAGGCCCUCAGGGAGUCUGUGGAGAAAAUGUCUCUGUCUGAGAAUUUCUUGAGGAACGAUGCAGAGAAAGUAAAGUUUUACACGGGUUUACCCAACUACUUUGUCUUAGAAACUGUAAUGUGGCUGCUGGCUCCGCACAUGGACGGGAUGAAGAACGUCCGGCUCUCCAAGUUCCAGCAGCUGCUGCUCACACUGAUGCGGCUCCGCCUGGACCUCCGCAACCAGGACCUGGCGUACCGCUUUGGCGUGAAAGUCGGCAUAGUAACCAGAACAGUGCACCAGAUGGUCAACAUCAUGUCCUCCACUCUGGUGCCAACAGCCGUCUUCUGGCCCUCCAGAGCCGAGCUCCGAAAGAAUCUGCCGGCAGCUCUGCGCACCUCCCACCCUGACUGUGCUGUUAUCAUAGACUGUUUCACCGUGCCUUUUGAGGAGCCGGUUUCCCGGGGCAACCAGCAGCAGCAUCAGCAGCAGCAGAGGGCGGCGGCUACCUCUCAGGGUGCAGGGACAAGUCAUAACGUGUUAAAGUACCUGAUUGGUGUGGCUCCGCAAGGAGUCGUCACUUUUGUGUCCAGGGGUGUGCUGGGAAACGUCAGUGACAAGACUCUGGCGGAGGGCUGUGGGUUUCUCUGCAAACUGCUCCCAGGCGACAUCGUGUUGGCGAGUCGCAAUCUUGACAUUGCAGAUUCUGUGGCUGCACGAGGAGCCUUGUUUAAAAUUGCUUGCAGCUACCAAGGAGAGACUUGUGGGAGCUCGGAGGGCUCACAGCUUGCAGAUUCUUCCUCUGAGAUGGUGAGCGUGCCGAGGCAUGUGGAGAGGGUUAUCUCCAUGGUGAAGCGGAGAUACGCCAUGCUCACCGGCCCCGUCGAGAGCCCCUUCACCACGGCCUCCGAGCGCACGUCGAACCUGUCAACCUUUGAUAAGAUUGUGCAAGUUGCUUGUGCCUUAAACAACCUGUGCAUCUCUGCUGCUCCACUAGAGUGAUUCGUACAGAAACACCUAGUGAUCCUUACUGCUGGUCAGGCACUUAAAAUCCCUUUACUGCUUUGGACCUUAUUUCAUGUUCUCACACUUCAUCCCUGUGUCAAUACUACAGGAUAACUACAGAAAGUGAAUUUACACUAAUCCACUUUAAUUCUCGCUUAGAGAGUGUGUGUGACUCACUGUUACCUUGGGCAGGUUAUACUUGGAAACGGGAGCUUCUCCCAAAUCCAGAAACCACAUUACUGAAGCCGUUUUCAGACAUGACCUGCUGGUGAAAUCCGGAGAAUUGGUUACGGAGUUUACCCGCAGUUUUCCUUUCACACAUGCACAACACAGAGGGAGGUUUUCUGCACA
Hippoglossus stenolepis (Pacific halibut) is the source of this 1955-nucleotide messenger RNA. RefSeq lists its product as uncharacterized. NCBI's taxonomy places the organism in Eukaryota, Metazoa, Chordata, Actinopteri, Pleuronectiformes, Pleuronectidae. The record is from RefSeq and is a predicted model, not a curated record. The transcript has 2 exons. Bases 81 to 1601 code for a protein of 506 amino acids.